AUGUUCUUUGAGGGCGAGCAGCAAAAAGUGCUCGCUGACCUCCUCAAGACUGGCGACUACUCCGAUCUCACGAUCUCAUGCGGGAAGGAUCAGUACCACGUCCAUAAGGCAAUCAUUUGCCCACGAUCGCCCUUUUUUAAGGCCGCUUGCGAUGGUAAAUUUAAGGAGGCACAAACAGGCACCAUCGACCUUCCUGACGACGAUCCGAUUGCAGUGCGCAUGAUGAUUGAGUACUUGUAUCAUGCUACGUAUAUGCCGCCGGAUGGGACAACUAUCAUUCGAGAUGACGCUAUUGAUGCGCAUCUCUCAGAAACCGAAUACAAUGAUGAGCAAGAGAAGGGGAAGAUGGAACUCUAUGGCGCAACUUUCAUCGGCAACAAGAGGAUCAAGAGGCUCACUGCACUACCAGAGGCUCCGAAUACUCCCAUCUCUCACCCUCUACCCUCUCCAUUCGGUCCAGCCGCUCCUACUACUCCUCUGCAACCCGCAGCUUCUCAGGGACCAAGCAGAGGAUCUGGCCAAAGCCGACAAGGACGCGGUGUUUUCGCAGGUCUCAACUUGCCCUCAGGCCACAAUCCCCCCCAAGCUUCGCCGAAUCAAUCAUCUUCCACACCCGGCCCAUCAUCUUUUACAUCGCCUGCGCCAUCACCAACUCCGCCUCCGCCUCAACGAUCGUCUGCUCGUCAGCAAUCCAUUCCUGCCGCAAAUCUCCAUCUCCACGCCAAGGUCUACGCCCUCGGAGAAAAGUACAGCAUCAAGCCCCUCAAGACACAAGCUCUUGCCAAAUUCGAGGUUGAAGCCCCCUUUCAUUUUCACACCGACGACUUCUUGCAGGCAAUCAGAGAAGUAUAUACCUCAACCAUUGAAACAGACCGUCCUCUCCGUGAUGCUGUGGUCGUGGUCUUGAGAAGCAAUAAGCAUUUGCUGAAGAAGGAGUCUGUGAAGGCAAUCCUCAAGGAUACUACCUUGGGUUUGAGCUUUGAUAUGGUGAUGGGAUUGGCAUCGGAAUGA
Messenger RNA from Fusarium mangiferae, 1011 nucleotides. RefSeq lists its product as uncharacterized. Lineage: Eukaryota; Fungi; Ascomycota; Sordariomycetes; Hypocreales; Nectriaceae. Bases 1 to 1011 code for a protein of 336 amino acids. The record is from RefSeq and is a predicted model, not a curated record. The transcript is spliced from 3 exons. Gene Ontology annotation, molecular function: protein binding.